AUGAACUGGCUCACCCUUACCGAACUGGAACUGAUCCCUGCAGCAUUGCAGAAGCAGGUCCGGAAGUCGAUGUUGAAGCCGAAGCACCUGAACCAGAAACUUUACACUGGAGAUCGCCGCGCCAAUGCGCCUAGCCGUCACAGUCAAGACCUGGACCAAGUCGCCCAAGUCAUCACCAGGAUCUGCGUCAUUGGCGUCGUCCGCCUGGUCGUCCUGGUUCUGGUCGUCGUCCGCAAGGUCACCGGCCUGGUUCUCCGAAGCGGCCUCCUCGUCAUGGACUGGGUCGCCGUCAAAGCGCUCAAGGACGCGAUGGUCGAUCUGAAAGACUCUGUCUGGCAGGAUGAGCAUGGUCUUCCUCCCAACACCGGCUACCUUGAGGACGACGAUGACCUCCGCGAGUACGAGCCAUCGAUGCCGGCAACACCUGGUACGGCACCGAUCGACACCGUCGUGGCACCUCGUCUUCCUCCUCAAGCCCUGUCUUCACAACCAGCUCAGCAGCAGAACCAGACGAACAACUACAACCUCACGAUGAGUCCGACCUUCAAUCAGACCAUCACCCACAGGCAGAGGUUUGGCGACCCGGCUUCCGCUUUGAACCGAGCAUCGACGACGCCGAGGGCUCCCCGGACACCGAGAGUUUCGAGGGCACGCUCGCGGACACCGUCACGACCUCUACCUGUUCUUCCCGAGCUACUGCCAGGACACGCGCAGGAACUACCACAACAGCUUCUUGGACUACCAGAUGGUGAGGUGGCGGACGAAAAUGCACAACACGGGAGUGCUGCCUACGACAGUGCGAUCUUUGAGGACCCCGUCGUGGAGGCCAGCGGACAUGCUCAGGGCAACCCCGCUGAAGUCGAGUGGCAAGUACCUUUGCCUGAGCAACAAGUUUCUUCAGAACCUCAAGUACCACCACCUUCUGUAGACCAAGGGCCUGACACACCCGCUCCAGAGGGACAACAGUCCGUGACGGCACCGUUCCCCGAUAGACAAGUUCCUGCAGCACCUCAAGUACCACCGCCUGGCGCUUCAACGACCUCAGUUCACAGUCCGACGGAAGAGGUACCAAGCUCUGACGUAGCGACACCACCGGUGGCACCUCCGGAGGCUUCUCUUCCACAACUUCCUUUGAAGCGACCGUUUGAUACUAUGACGACACUUCUGAACGACGAUGGCGAGUUGGUCAAGUCAGGCCCGACGACGACUACCACACCGGCGUCUUUGGACCAAAGCCCGACGUUUUCUACCAGGCGUACCUCUCCAGCCAGUACCGCAAGGACGACGUCCCUCCAGACAAAUCCCCUGAUGAGAGCGAUACCACAGACUCGGACCACGGCGGACCUUCUCCCGGCCUGGCAGCUCUCGCGCAAGGAACUCCAGCAACUGGAUCGCGAGGUUCCCUGGACUCAGAUACUUCGCGGCAACGACGUCCCCGAGUACCUCAAGGCCAUCGACAAGGAGGCCAAUUCCUGGCUAGAGUGGAAGUCGGUAGAACCACUUUCACAUGAACAAGCUCGCAAGGUCCUUCACGACAAGAUCUUGUGUAAGAGGAUACUUCGCACAAGCUACCGCGACAAGGCGAGAGGGCAAGGACCACUCCGCGCUAAGUGCCGGAUAGUAUGCCUCGGACAUCGUGAUCCCGACCUCUUCACUCUGAACCGGCAAGCACCGACGCCGAACAGGUCCUCGGAGCACGUCCUGUACUACAUCAUCGUGGCCGGCGCGAACGGAGAGGUCGAGGGGUCUGACCUGAAGUGGCACGCAUGGACAGGAGACGCCAGCACGGCUUUCUUGCAAGGCCAACACACAGAGCGUUCUCUGCCCUUGUACUUGAAACCGCCUGCAGAUGGCCUGAUUAAUCAGACUCCUCAUUGGAAAGCCCCGCUCUACAAGGUGUGCUCCAACAUCUAUGGCCUUGCCGACGCUCCACGAGUUUGGGCUCUUGAAGUGAUCUCUCGGCUUCUUCGUUUGGGCUAUACCCAGCACAGCUUUGACAGGAUGAUUUUCCUCAAGCGCUGCCCUCAGGGCAACAUCAUCAGUGUCAUUCUCGUCUACGUAGACGAUUUCCUGGGUACCCAUCGGUCUGACUACGACUUCAGUGAAGUCAAGGAAUCCUUCACGUGGGGAUCCCUCGAGUUCUUAGAGGUCAACAAGCCGAUCACCUUCAAAGGCAAAGAGGUGGAGCUCUUCGCAAAGAACGGCAACUCUGAGCGCUUCCAGCUUCGCUUAACUCAGAAGGCCUUCUUGGACGGCCUCGUGCAGGGCAAGCUCCCCAAGGGGAUCGACCUGGAGGAGAAGUUGGACAAAGAGCACAAGGAAGAGUUCAGGUCAGUGGCUGGCUGCUUACAGUGGCUCUCCAGCCAGACUCGUCCAGAGCUAUCCCCCUUCAUCUCCCUGAGCAACAAGGGGGAACUGACCACGUACGGAGACUUGAAGACGCUCUUCCUGGUCCUGGACUUUGCCAAGCAGACGGCCGCCGCAGGGAUGAUCCUUGCAGACGUUCCCUUCGCUUCCUCCACGACCCUGGUCUCCUACGCUGACUCCAGCUUCGCAAACACUCCUCAGCUUCGCUCGCAGUAUGGAGUUCUUAUCCUGGCUUCAGUUCCUCAAGUCUCACAGGUUCCGUGCGUCGGACUGGUCUUGGACUGGCCAAGCAGUAAGUCAAGCAGAGUGUGUCGGUCGACCCUAGCAGCGGAGGCCAUGGCAGCAGAUGAGGCAGUAGACCGCAGUGCCUACAUCAACCUCUUCAUCUCUGAGAUUCUCACCGGCACUCCUGCACAUCGUGUACAUCCAGCCCUACGUCAUCUUCAUGUGACAGACGCUAAGUCAUUGUAUGAUGUGCUGGAGUCCGAGACUCCAAACCUCUCAGACAAGAGGAGCCUUGUAAACGUUCGUGCGGUUCAAGAAGUAGUCAAGGGCGAGAACGUCCAUUGGGUGCCUACUCAUCUCAUGAGGGCCGACGGCCUCACCAAGAUGUCGUGGCAGCUCAUUCAGGAGCUUCAUAGCUGGCUUUCCAAGCCACUGAUAGUUUUGCGUGACAUCAUUGCCAAAUAA
This is a messenger RNA of Symbiodinium pilosum, 3057 nucleotides long. NCBI's taxonomy places the organism in Eukaryota, Dinophyceae, Suessiales, Symbiodiniaceae. The record is from the annotation of a GenBank genome assembly.